This is a messenger RNA of Tetrahymena thermophila SB210, 5595 nucleotides long. RefSeq lists its product as hypothetical. Lineage: Eukaryota; Ciliophora; Oligohymenophorea; Hymenostomatida; Tetrahymenidae. Gene Ontology annotation, cellular component: Golgi apparatus. The record is from RefSeq and is a predicted model, not a curated record. The transcript is spliced from 30 exons.
AUGGAGGAAGCUUAGUAGCAAAUAGAAGACUUAAAAAAUGAGUUAUAAAAAAAGGACAAAAAUUUGAAGGAUAUGACAUAAAAGAUUGAGAAAUUCUAGCAGGAUAGUUAAGAAAUGGAGUAGAUGCUUGAGGAGGAAAUCAAAAUAAAAGAAGAAGAAAUUGAAAAAUUAUAGUAGGAGUUAGAAGAAAAAGAGGAAGAAAUUUAAUAACUCAAGUCUGGAUAGUAGGAUACAGGUGAUUAAAAUGUAAAGCUAGAAGAGCUAGAAAAGCAGAUAGAGUAAAACAACGAAGUUAUUUCAAGUUUAAACGAUUUGAUUAGCAAAAACGAAGAGAAACAUAAAGCAGAAAUAGAGCAGUUGAAAAAGAAUUUGAAUGAAUCAUCUAAAAAUUCAUAGAAUUAAAAGGAACUAGAAUAACAAAUAGAAGAGCUUAAAUAAAAUAUAAGUCUUCUUUAAACAUAGGUCUAGCAUACAUAAUAAAAAGAAUAAGAAUAUAAAGACUAAAUAGAUAAUUCAUCUAGAGAAAUAAAAAAUCUUCAAUAGUAAUUGAAAGAAGCAAGUAAAAAUGUAGGAGUAGAAUAGGAGUUAGAAAAACUGAAAAAUGAGUUAAAAGAUUCCUAAAGUUUAUUGCAAAAAUAGAAAGAAGAAAACAAUUAAGCUAAUCAGGCUAUCUCUGCUAUGAAAGAGGAAAUCAAUAGUAAAGAGAAAGCUACAGAAAGUCUUAGUUUGCAGAUAAAAGAAUAGAUAUAAAAUAGCCAAAAACAGGAAAAAGAGCUUUAAAUAAAAAUUCAACAACUUGAGAGUGAAAUAAUAAAUUCAAAUGCUAAGAAACAAGAGUUUAAAACAUUAUUAGAAUCAAAUAAUUUAUAGAUAUAAAAUAAUAAAUCUGAACUUUAGAAAAAAGAAGAACACAUUCAUAGUCUAUAGGAAAAAUAUGAUUAGUUAUUAAGUUAAUUAUAGAUUCUAUAGAAUGACACAUCUAAGUCUGAUUAAUUAAAAAAGAUGUAAAAUUUACUUGAAGAGAAAUAGAAUGAGAUCAACAAAAUCUAAUAAGAUAAAAAAGAUCUUGAAACAAAAGUAGAAAAUUUAAAUAAAAAUAUUGACAAUAUUUCAAUUCAGCUAAAUGAAUUGAAAAAUGAGUUUGCAUAGAGAGAAUAAGGUUAUUAAAGUUAAAUUUCAUCUUAAAGCUAAGAGGCAUAAAAAAACAAAGAAAUUAUCUAAAAAAAAGAAGAACAAAUUAUUGAAUUAAGCCAAAAAUAAAUUUAGAUUUAGAAUUAAUUGUAAGUGCUUUAAAAUGAUACAUCUAAAUCAGAUUAACUUAAAUAGGUUUAAAGCACUUUAUUUGAAAAAGAAAAUUAACUAAACUAAGCUUUAGAAGUAUAGAAAGAGUUAUAAGCAAAAAUUUAAGAUGAGAAAAAACUUAUAGAAAAUAUUUAAAAAGAAGCUGACCAACUUAAAAAGACGUUAAAUGAUAAAGAAUUCAAUCACAAAAAUUCUUUAGAAUUAAAAGAUUAAGAAAUACAACUUAAGUAAGCUGAAAUUCAAAAGAAAGAACAAUAAAUUGAAGACUUACUAAAUAAGUAAAACUAAAUUCAAGCAUAACUGUAACUAAUGUAGAAUGACACAUCUAAAUCUGAUUAAUUAAAAUAGUUAUAGCAUUUGCUUUAAGAAAGAUAAGAUUAAAUAGAUUAAAUUCAACAAAGUAAAAGGGAUCUUGAGUUAUAAAUAACGAAUUUAAAUAACAAAAUUAACUAAUUUGAACAAAAGUGUAAAGAUCUAGACUUAUAAAUUAAUAGUUUAAAUCAAGAAAACUAAAAGAAGUAAGUAUAAAUAGAGGAAAAUAAAAAGGAGCUUGAGAAUAAGCAAUAAAUUUUUAAAAGUUAAACUGAACUACAAUAAAAAGAAAUAAAGGAAAGCAAAGCAGAAAUUUAAAAAAAACAAGAAAUAAUUUAAGAACUUCAAAAUAAAGAAAAAUAGUUGUAAAGUUAAUUAUAAAUCAUGUAAAAUGACACAUCAAAAUCAGAUUAGUUGUAGUAAUUGCAUAAAUUGUUAGAAGAAAGGUAAAAUGAAAUUAGUCAAGUUUAAGAGAAUAAGAAAGACAUAGAACAAAGACUGGCUACUUUGACGAAAGAUUAUGAAACUAAGCAAGUUGAAUUCGACGAAACAAAGAAAUAGCUAAGCGAUAAAGAAUAAUAAAAUAAAUAAGAAAUUUAAAAGCUGAGUAUAAAGGUUAUAGGAUAUGAAAAAGAUCUUACUAAUUUAUAGUCUAAGUGCCAAAGUUACUACGAAGAGAACUAGUAAAAGACUUUAAAGCUAAAAGAAUAUGAAAAGAAAGUGCUUGAUUCUUAGAACAUUUCUUAGGAAAAAAUAUUGAAAAUGGAGGAGAUAUAAAAACAUUGUUAAUAACUUUAAAAGUAAUAUGAAGAAUAGGUGUAAAAUGAGUAAAAGAAAUUAUCUCAGUAAAAGGAGAAGUUUGAAGAACAAUAAUAAAUGCUAGAAAUAGAAAGAGACCAACUUAGAGAGUAAAUUAAAAAUUUCACUGUUCAGCAUGAGUAAUCGAUUCUUUAACUUAAUGAAAAAGAAGAGGAAGUUGACUAAUUUAAGCUUUUACUUAAGUAAUUAACUGAGGAGAAAGAAAGAGAAGCUGCAAAAAUUAAAACUCAAAUUUAGGGAAUGUAAAAUAAAAUUGAUCAAGGAAGAGAUGAAUUGAUAAAGAAAGAAAAUUUAAUCUAAGAUUUAAGGCAAGAAAUCUAUUCCAAAUAAUCUACUAUUGAUAGUUUGCAGACAACUAUUGGAGAGAAUUAAAAUGAAGCUGAAUAAAAAAAUUAAUUGAUUAUUAAUAGUUUAAAAUAAGAUUUGGAGAGAAAAUAAAAAGAAGUUCAGAUUCUAAAUACAUAAUUCGAAUAGUUCAAAUAAGAUUCUGAAGACUUAGAACAGUAAUUGUAAGAUAUGGUAAAGAGCAAAGAAGAUGAAAUUACUGAGCUGAAUGAAUAAAUUAACAAAUUAAACCAUUAGGCAAUCACAAGCUAGCAUAAAGAAAAUGAGCUAUAAAAAAUAUAAUAAGAAAAAGAUAGAAUUCAAGAUUAAUUGGAUCUAGCAAAUAAAAAAAUUCAAGAACUUAAAAAUAAUAUGUAAAUCAAUUCAAGCUAUUAUGACAGAAAUAUUUAAGAUGUUAAAGACUAGCAUCAAAAAGAAAUCUCGUCCUUAAAUAAUUAAAUUUCUGAAUUCCAGAAAAUGAUCAAGGAGCUAUAAGAUAAAAUUAACUCAAAUGAAGGUUAACAAAACCAAGAAAAUAAGUAAAAUUAAGAGUAAUUAGAUUUAGAAAUCGAAAAAAAUAUCCUCUUAGAAUGUUAAAUAGAAGAGUUGUAAAAUAAUAUCAAAAACCUAUAAAGGGAAAAAGAAGACUUGUAACUAUAGGUUUUAACUUAGAUUCAUUAAGAUAAAACAGAAGAGGUGAACAGGUUGCAAUAAGAAUUAGAAGAGGCAAAUAACAAAAUUGAGUAGUUUGACAACGAACUCUCUACUGUCCUCAUUUAAUCUUAGAAAUAGUUAUUAGAAAACUCAAAUCUUAAGGAUAAAGUGCAAUCGUUAGAGAAGAGAAUAGGAGAGCAAUCUAAAGAUUAUAAAAAUUAAAAUGACAGAGGUAAAAAGAUAUCUUCAGACAUAUAAGAAAAAUAGUCUGCAUAAAUAAGAGAAAAAGACUAAGAAAUUUUGAAGCUCAAAAAGCAAGUUCAUAGUUUAGAAGAUUAAGUUAAAAACUUAGAAUUCAAAAUAAAAAAAGAACAAACUAAUGGAUCUAAUUCACAUUAGAAAUAAAUUGAAGUAUAUCAGGCAAAUUAAAAGGAUUUAGAAUUAAAGGUUGAGUUUCUCAUUGAAGAAAAUAGAAAUUUGUAGCAAAAAUUAGAUGCUAUCACAGAAGAUUUAUUUGAACAGUUAAAGGACACUAGAUUUGCCAAUAUUCAACAGUUAAAAUAAGUUAUUGAGCUAGAAAUAGUAAAAAAAACAGGAUCUUUUGGUUUUAAACUUAAUUUUGCAAGUUUAUAUUGUAAAGUCCCUCGUCUUUUUACCUCUCCUUUCUUAGAAAUAAAAUAAAAUAAAUCAGUGCUAAUGUCAAGAAAUAGUAAAAAUGGAUUUGAAAAGUCUUUAGGACAAGAUAAAUUUUAGUUUGAUGAUAUUAUGCUUGAUUUAAAAAAUGUGGAACCCACUCUUAGCAAAAUAUAUUUAGAUGGAGAUGAUUACCAAUUUUUUGAUAGAAGCCACCUUAUCUUAAUUUAUGGAUAGAAAAAGACAAAUAAAAAAAUAUUGUUUUAUUAAAUUAUGGACAGGUUUUUGCUAAUCCUUUAAAAUUAUAUUUCAAAUUUCAUUGGUUAAAUCGAAAAUCUUUAGUUAGAUAUUUCGUACUCUGAAAGAUUCUUAUUACCUAGCUGUAUUGAGGGAAAUGUUUUGUUUGAAUUAAUAACUAAUAUUUCAAGUGAAUUCGAAGAUAUGAAAAAUCAUGGAUCAAUUAAAGAUAUUGAAUUAAUAAUUCAAAAAAUUAAGCUUCACCUUUUAAAUAAAAAAGAUACAAUUAAUAGAGGAUCUAAAUCAUAUCCUAAAGUGAGAGAAUUUUAUAUAAGAAUACUGCUGAAUGACCAAGAAAAGUAUUUUAGAUUACUUAGCUCAAGCAAAUUAAAGAAUUGUAACAUAGAAGAUAAUCUUAUUGAUAUUGUCAAAGAAAUAUGUGGAAUAAGUAAAAAAGUUAUUAAUGACCCAAUUGAAGAUCUUAAAAAUCCUUUAAAUAAUAUUAACAUUAUUUUUUCUCUCUCACCAUAAGUCUAAUUUUAUUCUUAAUGCAAAACAACUCUUUGCUUGCUAUAAAAAAUUCAAUAAAAAACUAACUUGGAUAAACAGAUAUCUAAAAAAGUAGUAUCAGAUUUUAACAGUGCUUCUCCUACAAAGUACAGUUCAAAUGGUCAGAAUGGAUUUUCUCCUGUGAUGCAAAGAUCAACUCCACCUAAUUCAAAUACCUUCAAAAAAUAAUUAAGUAUUGUUCCACAAAUUAAAAAAUUUGAUGACAGUAAAUUGGCUUUUAAACAUGAAGAACUCAAAAAAUUUAAUGAACUCUUAGUCAGAGAAAAUCAAGAUUUAAAAUAGAAAAAAUAUGAAUAAACAAAGGUAAUUGAAAUGCUAAUGAAUAACCUAAAAGAAAUCAGGUAAUAAAUGUCAAUCAACUAGAACACUAAAAGAAAAAAAUACUUGAAGAGAACACCAACACUUCUUACAUUUGAGAAAACUAGCAGAAUUAUAAAUAAUACUUUAAAUAAAGCCCACAUUAUUUCCCCAUCUGGUCAGCCUACAAGAUAGUUUUUAGAAUCUCAAGGAGAUAUUGGAAGAACUAUAGAGAAUCAUUUUGAAUAAGAAGCUGAAGAUAACGAAUAGUUUGAGGAUUACAAUGAAGAAGACUAAGACUAAAAUCACGAAGACAAUAUUUAAAAUGAUUAAAACAAUUAGAGUCAUUACUCAAACAGAUUAAACCAUAGUAUAAAUAAAUUAAACUUAACUAAUACAUCAGGGAUCAGAUUCCGUCAAGAUACAAACCCUGAUGAUUUUAUUUGA